AAUGAAGUACUAUACACCCAAGCACAGAACUCAACAAGGCGAACAUAGGCCUAACAUACACCUCGCCAAGUGUUUACACAAGUCACGAAGGCCACACGUUGUUACAUCACCUGCUUUAUCAUGUACCCUGUAAUUUGAAGCUGCAAAAUGCCGCCUAAGGAAAACUUCAAGACUUUAAGUUUUCUUUGCACAACCAUAGACAAAUGUAUACACUGAAGAAUACACUUAGCCAAGUUACACAAUGCAGUCUAUGCCUCUAUGGUACAAUUGUUACAUCAUCAGUUAUGUCACGUUUCGUUCUAGGCAGUGUGUAGCUGCAAAACACUACCUUAACCAAACCUUGAGAGAUACAGUUUUCUCUACAUACAAGACAUCCAUAGACACACAAUAAUCAAUGCAAGGGGCACAAUAAGAGCACCGUUGAACGUAGAGUAUAUUCCAACAGCCACAGCAGACGAAUUUCCAGCCUGCCAGCUGACACUAUUUACAGUUAUCCACAUCUAGGAGUCAGCUUGCAUGACACCUGCACUGGAUGGCGUUGCAUGACCUUAUCAAGCCUUCCUCUGUGGGACCCCAGGUGAAGGUGAGAAGGCAAGAUCCCUGGAGGCGAAGAAGUUGAUGAAUGCUGCCCAGAGUCGGUAAUUAGCGGCGGAAAUACCUGAGGAAAGAAUGGUAUACAGGAAUCUUGUCCGACUAGGCCUUCUUGGGGUGGGCAGUGGAGUGGUCACCUACAAUUUUGAUGAGCUGGAGACUGCAGGCAUUGGUGCUGUGAGGUUUGGCCGGGCAGCAGUGACGGUGACAAAGAUUGUUGCUGACUAUAAAAGCACCCUGUACUCUGGGAAGAUCACUCCAAAUUCAGAGGAAUACAGUAUUGCCAAGUCUCAGGCACACCUUCGUGCUGCUCAGAAGCUACUGGAGCUCUGCUGUGUGAAUGGAGGUGCCUUUGUCAAGGUUGGCCAACACUUGGGUUCUCUGGAAUACUUGCUGCCUCAGGAAUAUGUGAAUACCAUGAAGGUACUCCACUCCAAGGCUCCUGAGUCCCCCCUGGAGGAUAUCAAACAAGUGUUGGAGGAGGAACUCAAAUGCAAGCCUGAAGAUUUGUUUGUGGAGUUUGAGCCGAGGCCACUGGGAGCUGCAUCACUGGCCCAGGUGCACCGUGCCACACUAAAAGAUGGCCGAGAGGUGGCAGUGAAGGUACAGCACCCCUUGGUGAAGGCACACUCCAAGGUGGACAUGAAGGGCAUGGAGCUCCUUGUUCAAGCUGUGACUAUGGUCUUCCCGGAAUUUGACUUUACGUGGCUUGUUGAGGAGAUGAAAAAAAACCUUCCUGCAGAACUAAAUUUCUCCACAGAGGCCAACAAUGCUGAGAGAGUAGCAGCCCAGUUCUCCCACCUGCCAUGGCUAAAGAUCCCAAAGGUGGAGUGGCCCCUUACCACAGAGCGAGUCUUGACCAUGGAGUUCUGUGAGGGAGGGCAGGUGAAUGACCGUUCCUACAUGUUGACCCAUGGCAUCAACACCCAUGACGUCUCUGAGAAGAUUGGCCGCCUAUACUCAGAGAUGAUCUUCGUCAAUGGUUACGUGCACUGUGACCCUCACCCAGGCAAUGUGCUUGUGCAGGCUGGGAAUGGCAAGGGUGCUCAGAUUGUGUUGUUGGAUCAUGGUCUCUACACAAACCUGACAAAUGACUUCCGGCUCACAUACAGCAAGCUCUGGCUCAGUAUCCUGGAUGCGGACCUGGAGGCCAUCCAGCGUCAUGGCAAUCAGCUGGGCGUGGGGGAGCUGUACGGCCUGUUUGCCUGCAUGGUGACGGGGCGCUCCUGGGACUCCAUCUCUAAGGGCAUUGAUAAAAAAGCACGCACAUCUGAGGAGCAAGACGAGAUUAAGGCAGAUGCAGCAAAGUACCUCCCAGAGAUCUCAGCAGUGUUAAGCCGUGUUCCUCGCCAGAUGCUUCUUAUCUUCAAGACCAAUGACCUGCUGCGUGGCAUUGAGUUCUCCCUCGACACACACAAGAGCAUGCGUUCCUUCAUCACAAUGUCGCAUUGCUGCAUCCACUCCCUGUUUGAUCACCGCCGCUCCCUCUGUGACGGCUCCAGGCUGUGCAGGGCGAGAGUCAGUCUGUCUGAGGCCUGGGCACAACUACGGGUCUCCCUCUACGCCCUCUACUUAUACCUCCUACAGUCCGGGCCAGUCAAGUACUUCCUCCAAGGGUCAGGUCAAGUCCUUCCCCAAAUGUGACCCUUAUAAGCAGGUUUACGUGCCAUUGUUUGUAGGGUUGGCUUAUGUUUGGUUCAGUAUUAUUUUUUUUUUAUUUUUGUUGAUGUGUUUAGCUUGGGGUAUUGUUGAACUUGCUGUACUGUACAUAGUGACUUGGUAAUGGUUGUAAAUAAGGGUGAUGACUUUUAGUAUUAGUUAUUUAUAUGUGCAGGGAUAGAGAGAGAGUGUGUGAGAGGUGCUUUGUUGGUCUAUUGUUCUCAGGUAAUACCAUACAGGCUUCCCCCGGUGUAGUGUAUGUGUUCUCUCUAGGCACUCCACAUGACUCACUCCCUCCAUCCUCUGCACUGUCUGGGUUCCAUCAGAUUCAUGGGUGCAAUGUUACCAAUGUAUAUGGUCAGUCUUCUGUAAAUUUAUUAAUUAAUUCUGGUAUCACAAAUUACAGAACAAUGUGAGAUUAAUGUUAGUUUAUUGGUAGAGAGAGAGAGAGAGAGAGAGAGAGAGAGAGAGAGAGAAUACAUAAUUUUGUACAUUUUGACCAAUACAUGACAGCAUUUAAACUAGAUUUUUAUUAACAUAAUCUAGUUGAAUACUCGUAAUUCUAAAACAGUAAUAUUUCAAUAUCCUUUAUCUCAUGGGAAUACAGGAAUUAAAAUACAA
Portunus trituberculatus (swimming crab) is the source of this 2871-nucleotide messenger RNA. RefSeq names its product aarF domain-containing protein kinase 1-like (gene Adck1). The coding region runs from base 670 to 2235 and encodes 521 amino acids. Gene Ontology annotation, molecular function: ATP binding; protein kinase activity. The transcript has 11 exons. Gene Ontology annotation, cellular component: mitochondrial inner membrane. The record is from RefSeq and is a predicted model, not a curated record. Gene Ontology annotation, biological process: mitochondrion organization; protein phosphorylation; lipid homeostasis. Lineage: Eukaryota; Metazoa; Arthropoda; Malacostraca; Decapoda; Portunidae.